This is a messenger RNA of Lytechinus pictus (painted urchin), 1296 nucleotides long. Its product is annotated as putative nuclease HARBI1. The record is from RefSeq and is a predicted model, not a curated record. Bases 1 to 1296 code for a protein of 431 amino acids. Lineage: Eukaryota; Metazoa; Echinodermata; Echinoidea; Temnopleuroida; Toxopneustidae. The transcript has 3 exons.
AUGGAUGCCAGAAGCAUUUUCGCUCUGCUUGAAGAAGAAGAGACCCUGAUCUUCUGCACAAUUGGUGCGACCCUGUUGUCAAGGAGGCGCCGCAGAAAAAGAGAUGUUCAAGAGAAGACCAAGAAGAUCCAAAGGAGGUUUUGGACAAGACCAUGGUUGUUAAGGAGGCCAACAUACGGACACUAUGAGACGCUGAUGGCGGAGUUAGCUGGCGAAGACCUGGACGGCUUUCGUAACUUUCUACGCAUUGACUCUGGGAUUUUUCAAGAACUCUUAUCCCGUGUUGGUCCUCGCAUCGAGAAGCAGGACACGUUCAUGCGGAAAGCAUUAAGUGCCGGACUUCGUCUUGCUAUCACCCUGAGAUUCCUGGCGACAGGGGAUUCAUACCAAAGCUUGGAGUACAACUUCAGAGUCGCCAAGUGUAGCAUCUGCCGCAUUGUCCCAGAAACAUGCAAAGCUAUCAUAGCAGAAUUAGCUCCAGAAGUGUGCUGCCUCCCGUCCAAGCCAGCCAAGUGGAUGUCCGUAAGCAAAGGGUUUUCGGAACGUUGGAACUUCCACAAUGUCAUCGGGGCUUUAGAUGGGAAGCACAUCGCUGUAAAAUGUCCGACGAAUGCAGGGUCAGUCUACUACAAUUAUAAGGGCUACCAUUCUGUGGUAUUGCUUGCCCUUGUAGACGCAGAAUAUCGCUUUCUGUAUGUCGACGUUGGGAGCAACGGCAGCUGGUCAGAUGGUGGGAUUUUCUCGGAAUGCGAACUUCGAAAAGCCUUGGAAGAUGACACAGCGGGAAUACCCCCACCAUCACCUCUGCCAAACGACGAUGAACCGAUCCCCUUUUCGAUUGUCGCUGAUGACGCAUUUCCUUUGCGUAGUUGGUUGAUGAAGCCUUAUCCUCACCGCCUGUUGACCGACCAGGAAAGACUGUUUAAUUACAGGCUGUCAAGAGCACGACGCGUUGUCGAGAACGCUUUUGGAAUACUGGCGCACAGGUUCCGCUGCCUUCUAAGGACACUGUACCUGACCCCUGACCGAGUACAAUCUGUCGUGCUGGCGUGUUGUGUACUUCAUAACCUUUUGAGGAUCCGGUUCCCAAAGCUGCACAAUAAUCUAGUGGAUUUUGAGGACCCAGCGACCCACAACAUCAUUCCAGGAAUAUGGAGGGGCGAUCGCGAGUUGGCGAGCCUGGACGUCAUGAGAGGCAACAAUACCACCAAAGCGGCAAAGGCACAACGUGACUACCUCCGCAGCUACUACACCUCUCCAGCUGGUAGUGUCCCUUGGCAAGAGAAGAUGAUCUAA